AUGAGAGAGGGACGGCGGCGGUUGUGGGUUGGUGCGAGUUACGGCGAUGACGGCGGCGAGGUUCGGCGGGACGGGUAUCGUUUUCUCUAUGGGGGUAUCACAAAGUGGACGGGCGUCGAGGACGGAAUCAAGCGCCAUCCUGCCUCAGUCGAAGGAGGUAUUUUGCCCAGGUAUCCGUACUUGCAGGCGGCGGCGGCCGUACCGUACUGUAAGGCAAGGGAUGGCAGGCCGCGGGCCAUUAGCAAACCAUCGAAGGACUCAAAAGCGAGAUCCAUCCUUCACUACAUCCCCAUGCCAUCCAUGCGCAUUCCUCAUCCACCAGUACCAGACCAGACCAGUGACAAGCAACAGCAGCACAUCCAGGAGGUCCCCAGUCCCUACAAUCGCUCUGUCCUGUUGGAGGGGGCCUGGCGACGGACGGCGCGCCGGACAGGGCAAGACACGCUGGCAGGGUUGGCCUGGCAGAGGUGGGAAGCCAUUGGCGGGCUACGAUUAUGA
Messenger RNA from Colletotrichum truncatum, 498 nucleotides. The record is from RefSeq and is a predicted model, not a curated record. Lineage: Eukaryota; Fungi; Ascomycota; Sordariomycetes; Glomerellales; Glomerellaceae.